AUGCAUAAAUAUCACAUCUGGACGGCCCUGGUGGCCGUGUGGAUUAUUUCAAUCGCCAGCCACGCGAAAGAACAAUUUAAUUACGACAAUGCAACGAUCGAAAGUACGAUAAAUUAUCCAAUAACUUACGUGAAAUCAGUACCGCCACAUGAUUUGUCAUCCAGUUCGCUGAUUCCGUUACCCAGUUCACCGACUUGGAAUUCCAUUAUUGCAAAUAGUUACCGUGUAAAAAAUUUCAAAAAUAACAACAACAACAACAAACUUCACAGUUCAUCAAUUAAAAUUAUAAAUAAAAAUUCUUCAGUCGGUCUACCGGAGCCAGAUGUAAGAAAAUUCGUAUCGAAAAGUUCAACGGUCAGUAAAUUUAUUGAUGGAAUAGAUUAUCAGUUAUAUAGAACUAGAGCAAACAAAGCGAAUGAAGGUGAGGACGGAUUAACAUUAUUGUCAAAUCCAUCGGGCAAUAAAUUUAAAACUGUUGACAUUAUAAACCCGAAAACGACAUACGGUAAUCCAUUACUGAAACCAAUUGAUGGAGUGAGUAAAAUAAAAAGUUAUUUAAUCGCAUCCCCAUCACACGUUUCUUCAGUAGAGCCCAAUAAUAACAAUAGCAAUAUAAUAAAAUGUUGUGCUCAAACGCCUGAGGAAAAUUCAACUGAUGUGAAUAUGCUAAAAGUUUCAUCCUACAAAGUCACGUAUUCAGAAACUAAAGUGAAAAGUUAUAAUAAUAAAUAUAACCAUAAAAAUAACAAUGGGUACGAAUUUGAGAAUGUGAAAAAUAAAGAAGAAACUAAAAGUAAAAUUGAGAUACAACCAGACAGACAUUUUAAUGCCCCAAGUGUUGAAGUCAGAAACAUAUCUGUUGAUAGCACGUCAGAUAAAUCUAACAGCGUUCUGCUAUCGUUGCUGAGAAAGGGAAAAAAUGAAGUUACAAGUCAGCUCAAUUCAUCAGAUUUCACGAAUAAUAAAGUUGUGAGAACCGGAAAUGAUGUAAAAUUGUUAAAUAUGAACACAAGUUUAAAGGGUAUUAACCGUAGGACAGGCAUCAACUUCCAAGAGCGAGUUAGCGUUAAAGUAACGGCAAAUUUGUUGGAAAAGUUAGUACGUGAUAAACCACAAACAAGAUUGGCUAAUGAAAAGUCUCGAGGUAACAAUCAAGAGUCUAGAGUGAAACUAUUUGUUACCGACAAACCAUUUCGUCUAAUGCCUCUUGAUACUCGCCAACUUACUUCUUACUCAGAUAAAAACAUAGCAUCGAUUUCGGCUUUAUCGAAAAUAUACAGCAGUGACUUGAAUGUUACUCUUGAAUCACCAAUUAAUAGUUAUUUUUCAAAUAAUAACAAUAAUGAAGACUAUGAUAUUGGAUCCGUUAAUAAAAAUGAUGAACGACAAUUUUCUACGCCAUUCGCUGGCGAGUCUGAUAAAAUUAAUGAGACAAAUGUUACUGCCGGUACUGCAACAACUUAUAGCAGCCUUGCUAUCAGUGCAUUGGAAAUCAAUGAAGAGACAAUGGAAAAUUCCGUCACGGCAAUUACAAUCAAGGAUAAUAAAAAUAUUGGACGUAUAAUUAAGAAACAAGAAUUUGAAAUCAAUACUCGCCUCUCGACGAACAGUACUAAAGCUAAUGGGAAAAUUAAAAGUAUGUUUUCACCAAAAAGUAUUAAUAGAACGGCAUUUAUCUCGAUGGAGAUUCUGCGACACAAAAAGUCGAGUAAUUUAAUGAAUGCUUCGGGCAACAAGACAAUGAGGAAUGAAACCAUUGAGGUUUCUGCUGACAAAACAGAGUCCAAUGGAAUAACAGAAAAUAUUCGUGAAACUAUCUUAGGAACUGACGAAAAGCGGCUUCCGAGUCAUCUGUGGAAUUUGGGUAGACCGACAUCAAAACUUUUAAACCCACUUGACUUGUUGAAUUCAACAUCAUUGUCCGUAGAAUCAGGAACUGAAGCACGAAAUUUGUUGCCACAGAAAGAUAUUUCGACAGAAGCUGGCAACCCACAAAGCUCGGAAAUCAAUGGCAGCAUACACGAAAGUACCACUGCUCACCCUCUUCACGCUCGUAAUUCUGGUACUUUCCAUCAAACUGACAGUGAUCCUGGUUAUUAUGGAGAAAAUGUUGCGUUUAACGAUUAUCGAUUACAAGCUAGUAGACCUUUGACGGUAACUGAAUUUACAACGGAAAUAAGUCAAGUUGAACGUGCGAAAAUGGGAAUAGAUUUAUUGAGCAACGAAACUAAAACGACACCUUUGGGAAAUACAAAAGCUAGUGGGGCCAAAGCUAUGGAUAAAUCGGCACUUUCAAGCCCUGCUAGUACCAGCCGCAUAAACGACUCACAAAUUUUAAGUGAAAAAUGGGAACAUGGCUCGCUGUUACCACCCAGUCGGCAACCAAAUCCCAAUCAGACAAUUAAUGACGUGGAUAAAGUUAAUGAUGGUUCUACUGUAAGUUCUAUUAGUGCUAAAGGAUUUGGUGAACAAACAGGUAAAAUUGAAACUAACCACCAGCAAGUUGGAAUGAAUGCAAAUAAUAAUUUAACGUCUGAUCAAAAUGAUACAGGGGUUGCUGGUACUCGAGCUAUGGGGUUUGAUAAAGUUGGUAUGAAUGAAAACUCGAGUUCGGUUGCAGUUAAUCAAUGGCCAGUGAAACACAGCGCUAUCGUUGAGGGUGAUUUGGUGCUCGGUGGUUUAAUGAUGGUACACGAGAGAGAAGACACCAUUACAUGUGGCCCUGUUAUGCCACAGGGAGGCGUGCAAGCACUUGAAGCAAUGCUAUUCACGUUGGAUUGGCUUAGUAAACGACAAUUUAUUCCCGGUGUUAAAAUUGGCGCCCACAUUCUCGACGACUGUGACAAGGACACUUAUGGAUUAGAAAUGGCUGUUGACUUCAUUAAAGGUAAUGGACACCAUAGUAAUAAUAAUGAAACAUUUGUGAACAUGGACAUGGAUGAUACGAUAGAAAAUAUAUAUGAUAACUUUUUUCCGCUGAUGAUGUCAUCGGAUCGGUUUAAUGAAAAAAUAGACUACGAGGAUGAAAAAUCACGAGACUCAAUUCAACGUCACUACUUGGAAAAUCCUCUAACUCAUCAUGUUAUCAGACACAGCGAUCGUCUAUUUCGUUCGAUAGAAUUCAAUCCUCGGGCAUUGUCGGCGCAGAUCAGUUGGCCUGUUAAGAAAGAAGCGGUUGUUGAGGGAGAUCUUGUACUGGGUGGUUUGAUGAUGGUUCACGAAAGAGAAGAUUUUUUUACGUGUGGUCCAGUGAUGCCUCAGGGUGGUGUCCAAGCACUUGAGGCGAUGCUUUACACCCUUGACUGGCUGAAUACAAAUAAAAUUGUACCCGGUGUUAAAAUUGGCGCCCAUAUACUCGAUGACUGUGAUAAGGACACCUAUGGUUUGGAGAUGGCUGUAGAUUUUAUCAAAGGAUCUAUAAGUAAUAUUGAUGGUGCUGAAUACCACUGCAACAAGAGCACUGUUCGAAAAGUUAUCAGUGGAGUUGUUGGAGCAGCUUCUUCUGUAACUUCCAUUCAAGUUGCUAAUCUUUUAAGACUUUUUCGGAUACCACAAGUAUCAUUUUUUUCUACUAGUCCAGAGCUAUCGAACAAACAACGUUUCGAAUAUUUCACCAGGACAAUACCGAGCGAUCACUAUCAAGUCAAGGCUAUGGUUGAUAUUAUCAAAGUUAUGAACUGGAGUUAUGUCUCUAUUAUUUACGAAGAAAGUAAUUACGGGAUCAAAGCUUAUGAAGAGUUGGAAGAACUUCUUGCCAAGUAUCAGAUUUGCAUCGCUAUUAAAGAGAAACUUGUUAAAGAUUCAGGGGUCGCUGAAGAGAUUGCUUACGAUAAUAUAGUACAAAAGCUAUUGACUAAACCACGAGCAAGAGGAUGCAUAAUAUUUGGCUCGGACCAGGAAGUUGCCGAGAUGAUGAGAGCUGUGCGACGUAAUAAUGCAACUGGUGCGUUUUACUGGAUAGGAAGUGAUGGUUGGAGUGCCCGCGGGCUUGUUAGCAAUAAAAAUGAGGCUGAGGUCGAGGGUACUUUGUCGGUACAACCGCAGGCUAAUCCGGUUGUCGGAUUCGAAGAGUAUUUUCUUAAUCUUACUGUUGAAAAUAAUAGACGGAAUCCUUGGUUUGUUGAAUUUUGGGAAGAUCAUUUCCAAUGCCGAUAUCCAAAUUCAUCACUAACGCCAUAUAAUAAAAAAUAUAAGACAGCAUGCACGACUAAAGAGAGACUCACCAAGCAGAACACAGCAUUUGAAGAUCAGCUGCAAUUUGUUUCCGAUGCAGUAAUGGCGUUUGCUUAUGCAUUCAGGGACAUGCACGAUGAUCUUUGUCACGGAGAACCAGGUCUCUGUGACGCCAUGAAACCAACAAAAGGCACCGAGCUUUUAAAAUAUUUACGCAAAGUUGAAUUCAAAGGUCUCAGUGGUGAUAAAUUUCACUUCGACAAAAAUGGCGAUGGACCCGCGAGAUACAAUAUCAUUCAUUUCAAACAAGUAUCUCCGGGUAAAUACAAAUGGGUACGUGUCGGAAAAUAUUUAGAAGGCGAACUGCGACUUAAUAUGUCAGAGAUUCAAUUCCGGAUGGAGAAUUCAGAGACUCCAGAGAGCGUGUGCUCACUUCCUUGUAGAAUUGGUCAAGCAAAAAAAUACGUCGAAGGAGAAAGCUGCUGCUGGCAUUGUUUUGACUGUACUCAGUAUCAAAUACGACAUCCAGAUGAUCAAACUCGUUGUAUCCAGUGUCCCCAGGGUACAGUACCCGAUGAAACUCAUUCUUACUGUCGAGAUAUCCCCGAAGAAUUUUUAAAAUUCGACAGCGCAUGGGCCAUAGGCGCAAUGACAUUUUCAACAAGUGGAAUACUUGUAACCUUAUUUGUUGGCGGGGUUUUUUUAAAACAUAACGACACCCCAAUCGUUCGAGCUUCUGGUCGGGAACUAUCGUACGUUCUUUUGACGGGUAUAUUGUUAUGCUACUUGGUAACAUUCACUUUAAUUCUAAAGCCCACGGAUAUUGUUUGCGGCAUCCAAAGAUUUUCAGCAGGAUUUUGUUUCACCGUAGUCUAUGCAGCGCUUUUGACAAAAACAAAUAGAAUAUCCCGAAUAUUUAAUAAGAGCAAAAAAAGUGCCAAGAGACCAUCGUUUAUAUCUCCACGAUCGCAGCUCAUCAUUUGCUCGCUCCUUGUUGGUGUGCAGAUACUGAUAAAUAUCGUGUGGAUGGCAAUUGAUCCGGCGAAAGCCCGACAUCAUUAUCCUACUCGUGAAGAUAAUCUCCUUGUGUGCAAUAGUUAUAUCGAUGCGAGCUACAUGAUAGCUUUUACUUACCCCAUUAUUUUAAUUAUCGUCUGCACAGUAUACGCGGUCUUGACACGUAAAAUACCUGAAGAUUUUAAUGAAAGCAAACAUAUUGGAUUUACAAUGUAUACAACAUGUGUAAUCUGGCUGGCUUUUGUUCCUCUGUACUUCGGUACCGGGAAUCAUGUCGCACUGAGAAUAACGUCAAUGUCCGUAACCAUAAGUCUCUCGGCAUCAGUAACUAUAGCUUGUCUCUUUAGUCCCAAGUUAUACAUAAUCUUAAUACAUCCGGAGAGAAACAUAAGACGAGGAAGAGGACCUUUUGCUGCUCCGAAGCAUUCAACAGUUGCUAGGACCAAUGCCUCCAGUAUGAUAUCAACAGUAACACUGACGGCUGUCACUUGUGAUCAGAACAAAGCUAUCAGAGGACAUACUAAUGUCACUACUAAUGAUUCUUCAACACAAAGUGAGAUGUAUGAAAUAGAGUUGAAAGAUUGCAAAAAUGGAAAACUAGGGCCUGGAGUGACGAGAUCAACGCAGACGGCGCUAAACAACAAUGAAACAACAAUAACGUCUCCAGAGAAGGAGGAUAAUAAAUUAAAUGAACUAGGAUCUGUUAAAUCGUUGAAUACUAUUAAGAUGAUAAAUGGCCCGAGUGUUAAUAAAAAAGAUGUCGCUUUAUAGCAGAGCACUUCGCUCAUUAUUCGGACUGAACUUCCCGAUGCUCUUCUUCACACUAAUCUCAUACCUAUUUCUAAGGAACCUGUUCAAGUGUAAUA
Messenger RNA from Microplitis demolitor, 6056 nucleotides. RefSeq lists its product as uncharacterized. The coding region runs from base 1 to 5961 and encodes 1986 amino acids. Gene Ontology annotation, biological process: G protein-coupled receptor signaling pathway. Lineage: Eukaryota; Metazoa; Arthropoda; Insecta; Hymenoptera; Braconidae. Gene Ontology annotation, molecular function: adenylate cyclase inhibiting G protein-coupled glutamate receptor activity. The record is from RefSeq and is a predicted model, not a curated record. Gene Ontology annotation, cellular component: membrane. The transcript has 16 exons.